GCUUAGAGGAGGGGGAGGGAGAGAAAGAGCAGGGGAGAUACCGGUAUAUAGGAUGUGAAAAGCCAUCCAGCCGUUGGACGGGGAGGACGCAACAAGAAAAAGAAGAUAGCAAAAAUAAAGUGAGAGUGGAGCCAUUUAUAACGGUUGGAACAACAACGGCAAGUCUGAGAGAGAAAGAGAGAGCUUGUUGUAAGAGACCAAGCAAGUUUGAACAGCUGGAUGUUAGCUACCAGAAAUUAAGCAGUUGGUUCGCCCGUUAUCACUUUGUAAUCAAAUAGGAGUCAACAGUGGGCUUUCGCGGAAGUGAUAACUAGCUAGCUUGAUACACUCUGGACUUUGGGAAAAAGCUGAGAGGUUUGGUUGGUUGAAUAUCAGUUGGACGAGUUGGUGACAAGCUGUGAUUUGGACUCACCUGCUAGGACUUCUACUCCGCCACCUCCAAACCCGGGAACACGGGGUUUGUAAAAAAAAAAAGAAAAGAAAAAAAAACACAACUUAUAGUAUCUGUGCAGCGAGCAGGAGGAGCAGGAGGAGGAGGAGAGGGAGAGUACGACAGGCACAAAGAGCGGAGAGCAUCCAGAGAGGGGAGGAAGGAGGACGGACAACAACAGAGCAUCCCUCUUUAAUGUGUGAUUUGUGCAGACAGCAUUCAGCCCAUUAACAUCAUCUGGAAACGGGAUCCUGAACGCUGUUUAUCCACCAAAAAGACUCGUCCAGCAUCGGUUGCACCUCUCCAGGGAUACCUGCUCCUGAUUAGUUUGGCCCUCAGCCCCUGCAGUACCCAGUCGUCCUCUCCACUCUGUCCCGAUGAAGGAGGCCGACGCCAUCAAGCUUUUUGUGGGGCAGAUUCCCCGGAAUCUGGAGGAGAAGGACCUCAAGCCUAUCUUCGAGCAGUUUGGCAAGAUCUAUGAGCUAACUGUGAUAAAGGACAAAUACACUGGCAUGCACAAAGGAUGUGCGUUUCUGACGUACUGUGCAAGAGAGUCGGCCCUGAAAGCCCAGAGCGCCCUACACGAGCAGAAAACACUACCAGGGAUGAAUCGGCCAAUCCAGGUGAAACCAGCUGACAGCGAGGGCAGAGGAGAGGACAGGAAGUUGUUUGUGGGCAUGCUGGGAAAGCAACAGAGCGAUGAAGACGUCAGAAGGCUGUUUGAGCCCUUUGGCAGCAUAGACGAGUGUACUGUGUUGAGAGGACCCGACGGCACCAGCAAAGGGUGCGCAUUUGUAAAAUUCCAGGGACACGCUGAAGCCCAGGCUGCAAUCAACAGCUUGCACGGGAGCCGCACAAUGCCUGGAGCGUCAUCCAGUCUGGUGGUGAAGUUCGCCGACACAGAGAAGGAGCGGGGGCUGAGGAGGAUGCAGCAGGUGGCCUCCCAGCUCGGCAUCUUCAGCCCCAUGACCCUCAACUUCCCCGCCUACAAUGCCUACACGCAGGCGGUCAACGCACAGCUUGUCCAACAGCAGGCCCUGGUUGCCCAGUCAGCGUACUUGUCUCCUGUGGCAACAGUUGCCGCUGUACAGAUGCAGCAGAUGGCGGCACUCAAUGCCAACGGAAUCAUUGCCACACCCAUUACACCCAUCACGCCGUCCUCGGGUACAAACACUCCACCAACUAUCGCAGCAACGCCUGUGCCAGCUCUCCCUCCGCCAAUAGGAGUGAACGGUUACAGCAGUGUGCCAGCCCCAACCAAUGGACAACAAGCAACAGAAACACUAUACACCAAUGGUGUUCACCCAUAUCAAGCUCAGAGUCCAGUAGCAGCACUGGACCCACUACAGCAGGCCUAUGCAGGCAUGCAACACUACACAGCGGCGUACCCUGCUGCCUACGGAUUGGUUGGGCAGCCGUUCCCCCAGCAGCCAACACUGGUUGCCCAGCAACACCAGCAGCCCCAGCAACAGCAGCAGAGAGAAGGUCCAGAGGGCUGUAACAUCUUCAUCUACCACCUGCCUCAGGAAUUCAGUGACUCUGAGAUGCUGCAGAUGUUCCUGCCCUUUGGCAAUGUCAUCUCGGCUAAGGUGUUUGUUGACCGUGCCACCAACCAGAGCAAAUGCUUCGGAUUUGUGAGUUUUGACAACCCAGCCAGCGCUCAGGCCGCCAUCCAGGCGAUGAAUGGCUUCCAGAUCGGCAUGAAAAGACUGAAAGUGCAACUCAAAAGGCCCAAAGAUGCCAACCGCCCAUACUGAGUGACAACUGAGAGGAGGAAGAAGAAUUAAAGAGAGGUGAACUUUCAGAGUCCAGUCGAGGUGGAAUCCCAGGGUGCAUUGUGCUUUCAGACCGUCUGCUACCUUUGAGCGUGCGGAGAGUGCAGCCACAUACAAACACACACACACACACACAUUCACACAGAUACACAUGCACUCUCAACACUGCAACUCGAACGGUACAAGGCUGAUAUACAAAUGUACAUAAAGUGCACAAACACACACACAUACAUACACACACACACACACACACACACACAUACCUGCUGACACAAAUACACACUGCUCACACGAGUCAGUAAUCUUACCCAUACAGCUGAGAGGUUGUCGGUUUGACCACGGUCUGUGUGGAGUUUGCCAACAGGGUGUUUAGUACAGUUAAGACAACUCAGACCAAGCGUGUGUGGAAGUUACUGAUGAAAAAUGCUGAUAUAUCACUUCAAUAGACUUUAAUGUGUCUAUACAUGUCUAUUACAUGACAAAUAUAGAGGGACCGAUGUUUCAUAAUAAAAAAAAUGAAAGAAAAUACAAAAAAGACGAUUAAAUGAGUAGGUUAGAGAGACUUUGGAGAAGAUCCUAAUGACCUGUAAAUAAUUUAGUUUACAAAGAGCAGCAUUUAAAAAACGAGAAAAAAUGCAAAAAGAAUACUACUUUAGAUAAACACAGAACAGGACACAGCGACAUUAUUAUUAUUAUUAUCAUUAUUAUUAUUAUUAUCAUUAUUAUUAUUAUUAUUAUUAUUAUUACCACUAGUAACAUCAUCAUCUUCAUAAAGGGAUAUUACAUUCCAAAUUGUAAAAUGGGAAAUCACUAACCUAUUUUAAAUUUCUACUUAGAUUUUAGGUGAAACACAGGGGAGGGGGGGAUUGCACUUUUAUUCGGGAGGUUUUAAUAUUUGAGCUAUUUUUUAUUUAUUUACUAAUUUAUCAAUUAUUUUGUUUAUUGGGAGAUGGGGUUUGAGUGGGUUGCAAUAUUUUGAUUUUAGAAUUUUCUAGAGAAAACCUUUUGAGGGCCUGUUUCUGUCAGACUCUUGCAAUCGAGUAAUUAUAAUGUAUGUAUUAAUUAUUACAGCAAUUAUAUUUAUUUCUAAUUUAUUGAAUCCUGUUUUUGAUCCACUCUCUUUUUAAGUUAAAA
This is a messenger RNA of Thunnus maccoyii (southern bluefin tuna), 3339 nucleotides long. Its product is annotated as CUGBP Elav-like family member 3. Gene Ontology annotation, cellular component: ribonucleoprotein complex; nucleus; cytoplasm. Gene Ontology annotation, molecular function: mRNA binding. Gene Ontology annotation, biological process: regulation of alternative mRNA splicing, via spliceosome; mRNA splice site recognition. The coding region runs from base 808 to 2187 and encodes 459 amino acids. NCBI's taxonomy places the organism in Eukaryota, Metazoa, Chordata, Actinopteri, Scombriformes, Scombridae. The transcript has 15 exons. The record is from RefSeq and is a predicted model, not a curated record.